AUGCAAGGGGGCUUCGCCUCGGUGCCGGGCCCGGACGGCAAGCCAUGCUUCGUGGGGCGCGUCAUGGACGGUUCUCUGGCGGCGGGAAGCAACGACUUCAAGGAGUGGGUAGGAGCUCUCACGCAGAAAUGGCUGGAUGAGAACGAGGUCCGGUGGCUGAUAGCGACGAUCGCUCCCUCUGGGACGGUCAUGUGGGCCGACACGCGGAGCGAGGGGUUCAAAGCCGCGCUCAAAGCACCGGUGGGGUCGGAGGAGCGCAUCAACGCCGUCUCCAGUCUCUUCGCCGUCUUCCCUUGCCCGACCCCGGCGUCCAUGUCGCUCCCGUUCCCGCUUCCGGGCGCCGCUCAGCCGGCCGUGCCGUUCGGCAGCGCGCUCCCUGUGCCCAUGCUGCCCAUCCCGGCCCCGGCGCAGCGCAAGGCGACGCCGCCGCCCAAGCCGAGGACCCAGGUAUCCUGGAACGACGCAAUGCUCGAGGCCAUGGCACGCGUCCGUCGCCACGCGGAGGAGCUGAACAGGCUGACGGGGCGCAAGCGCUCGGCGAAAGAGGAGUACGUGCUGAUGCGGGAGGCCAUCGUGACCGCGAACCCAGCCAUCGCGACCCUGCUGCCCGUCGAGGACGCGCAGGAGAAGAAGGCCACGUACGACAAGAUCGCCGCGCGCUUCACGGACCUGCUGUGCAAGACGAAGGAGGCGAACAUGCAGGAGCGGCCCGGCAAGGUGGACGCGGCCGGCAACUACUUGACGUUCCCGAUCCCGGUGCUCGGCACGCCCGAGGCGCAGAAGGCGAUGCAGGAGCACUCCGUUGUGCGGCACCACAGCGCCGCGCUCGUCAAGGCGCCGGGGCCGAACGGCACCCCCGUGAUCAUUGCCAAGGCGCCGUACAUCGCCGUCCUGCAGCAGUGCACGAAGUACGAGCCUCCGAAGGUCCAGGACGCGGGCGAGGACGCGGCGACGCCGCAGGGGGCGGGCCCCGCGGCGGCGCCGGCGCAGGCGCAGACGCCGACCACGACGGCGGUGCUGCACGUCGCGGGCGGGGCGGACACGCCCGACGAGCCGGAGAGUUCCGAGCCGGCUGCGAAAAGGCAGAGGCGGGGCGGCGAGGGCGAGCAGGGCGCCGGGGGUGUCGACUACGAGGAGGUGGUGCGGCAGAAUGCCGACAUGAUGCGGGUGAUGAACCAGGUGCUGCAGCCGCUGGCGAACAGCAUGGAGAAGCUCGCGGGCGUCGUCGGGCGGCUGAACGCGCGCGUGGACGCGGCGGGGCUCUGA
This is a messenger RNA of Pedinophyceae sp. YPF-701, 1266 nucleotides long. The record is from the annotation of a GenBank genome assembly. Lineage: Eukaryota; Viridiplantae; Chlorophyta; Pedinophyceae.